This is a messenger RNA of Candida tropicalis MYA-3404, 1407 nucleotides long. Its product is annotated as putative lipoate--protein ligase. Bases 1 to 1407 code for a protein of 468 amino acids. Gene Ontology annotation, molecular function: lipoyltransferase activity. The transcript has a single exon. Gene Ontology annotation, biological process: protein lipoylation. Gene Ontology annotation, cellular component: mitochondrion; cytoplasm. The record is from RefSeq and is a predicted model, not a curated record. NCBI's taxonomy places the organism in Eukaryota, Fungi, Ascomycota, Pichiomycetes, Serinales, Debaryomycetaceae.
AUGAUAAUUUUUUUUUUUUUAGACAUUGAAAUUUUCUCGAUGCAGUUGAUGAGGUUUAUGAAAUUUUGUGGGAAUAUUAAUGGAAAUCAAAAGAUGAUGUUACUACGAAUCGUCCGAUUAAAACCACUUAGAAUAGUACCAAAAAGGUAUUUCAAUAACAUUAGUGUUCCAUUUGAAGAUGAUUUAACAGCAUUUGAAGAUGAUAAUUUAGCUGAUUUUCAAUACUAUCAUGAAGCAAUUGAAAAACAACAACAACCUCAACCACCAGUACAACAACAACUGUUAUCUGAAGUAGCACAACAACAUAAUCCAGUUGUGUUUGUUUCAAAAUUGAAUAAUCCAUAUAUCAAUCUUGCCAUUGAAGAUUAUAUCUAUAAUGUCAUGCCAAAACCAGAAUCACCAAAAGACAAUACCUUCAAUCGAUUAAUGUUUUAUAUAAACACACCAUGUGUUGUUAUUGGUAAAAAUCAAAAUCCAUGGCAAGAAGUUAAUUUACCAGUUUUAAAUUCACUUGGAAUCCCAAUGUUAAGACGUAGAUCUGGAGGAGGUACAGUUGUUCAUGAUUUAGGAAAUGUAAAUUAUUCAUUUAUGACAACAAAGGGGAAUUUUGAUCGAUUUAAAUUUAUUGAAUAUAUAACUAAUGGAGUUAAUAAAUCCAAUCCAUUAUUUAAAAUUCAAGCUAAUGAACGUGGUGAUAUAGUAAGUGAAGAAAUUGAUGGGAUUAAUUACAAAAUUAGUGGGUCUGCUUAUAAAUUAUCAAAAGGGAAAUCAUAUCAUCAUGGUACAAUGUUAUUAAAUCUGAAAUUAGAUGUAUUAGGGAAAUUAUUACAUAGAGAUGAAUCUAAAUUAGGUGUUGUUGAUGCUAUGAAUUCUAUUUCUUCAGUUAAAUCUAAAGUUAUGAAUUUAGAAAUGGACUCUGAGAAGUUUAUUCAAGUUGUUAGUAAUGAAUUCAAGAAUAUUUAUGGAUCCAAUGAAGAACAAGAUAAAGAAGCAGUUGAAUUUAAUGAUAUGCUUGGAUUACUGGAUUUUAUGGGCAAUGUACCAGUUACUGUUUAUACAAUUGAUGAAAAUACAGAAUUACCUAGUGAAAUUAAACAAACUUCUGAAGAAUUGCAACAAUGGUCAUGGAAAUUUGGCCACACGCCAAAGUUUACCCAUUUAUUAACCAACGAAAAACACAAUUUUACAUUAUUAUUUGAAGUGGAACAAGGUUUACUAAAAGGGUUUAAAUUAGAUUUUAAAGGUUCCAAUGAUGCCAAAAGUAAAGAGAUUUCACAAUCAUUCCAAUAUCUUCAAUUACAUAUCAAGAAUCAUCCUUUGCAAUAUACAGGUAGUAAUGUUGCAGGGUAUGUCCUCGACGAUGAGAUCAGUGAUUGGAUAGGAGAGUCAAUAGAUGGAACUGUCUAG